Molecule: messenger RNA, 2094 nt
Organism: Molossus molossus (Pallas's mastiff bat)
Lineage: Eukaryota; Metazoa; Chordata; Mammalia; Chiroptera; Molossidae
Gene: AKAP17A
Product: A-kinase anchoring protein 17A
Exons: 4
Coding region: 13-2094 (693 amino acids)
Biological process (GO): regulation of RNA splicing
Cellular component (GO): cytosol; nuclear speck
Molecular function (GO): RNA binding; protein kinase A binding
Source: RefSeq, a predicted model, not a curated record
AAGGUCCCGGCGAUGGCCGCAGCCACCAUAGUGCACGACACGUCUGAGGCGGUGGAGCUGUGCCCGCUGCACGGCCUCUACCUGAAGCCCAUCACCAAGAUGACCAUCAGCGUGGCCCUACCGCAGCUGAAGCAGCCCGGGAAGUCCAUCUCCAACUGGGAGGUGAUGGAGAGGCUGAAGGGCAUGGUGCACAACCACCAGUUCUCCACGCUGCGCAUCUCCAAGAGCACCAUGGACUUCAUCCGCUUCGAGGGCGAGGUGGAGAACAGGAGCAUGGUCAGGUCCUUCUUGGCCUGUCUGGACGGCAAGACCAUCAAGCUCAGCGGCUUCUCCGACAUCCUCAAGGUGCGCGCCGCCGAGUUCAAGAUCGACUUCCCCACCCGGCACGACUGGGACUCCUUCUUCCGCGACGCCAAGGACAUGAACGAGACGCUGCCCGGAGAGCGGCCGGACACCAUCCACCUGGAGGGCCUGCCCUGCAAGUGGUUCGCCCUGAAGGAGUCGGGCUCCGAGAAGCCCAGCGAGGACGUCCUGGUGAAGGUGUUUGAGAAGUUCGGGGAGAUCCGGAACGUGGACAUCCCCAUGCUCGACCCCUACCGGGAGGAGAUGACUGGGCGCAACUUCCACACCUUCAGUUUCGGGGGCCACCUGAAUUUCGAGGCGUACGUCCAGUACUGCGAGUACGCAGGCUUCAUCCAGGCCAUGAGCGCCCUGCGCGGCAUGAAGCUCAUGUACAAGGGCGAGGACGGCAAGGCCGUGGCCUGCAACAUCAAGGUCUCCUUUGACUCAACCAAACACCUGAGCGACGCCUCCAUCAAGAAGCGGCAGCUGGAGAGACAGAAGCUGCAGGAGCUGGAGCAGCAGCGGGAGGAGCAGAAGCGGCGGGAGAAGGAGGCUGAGGAGCGGCAGCGGGCCGAGGAGAGGAAGCAGAAGGAGCUGGAGGAGCUGGAGCGCGAGCGGAAGCGGGAGGAGAAGCUGCGGAAGCGGGAGCAGAAGCAGAGGGACCGCGAGCUGCGCCGCAGCCAGAAGAAGCUGGAGAAGCUGCAGGCGGAGGAGCAGAAGAAGCUGCAGGAGAAGAUCCGGCUGGAGGAGCGUAAGCUGCUGCUGGCCCAGCGCAACCUGCAGUCCAUCCGGCUGAUGGCGGAGCUGCUGAGCCGAGCCAAGGCCGCCAAGCUGCAGGAGCAGGAGCAGAAGGAGCAGGCCCUGCGGCAGCAGCAGCUGGAGGAGCGGCGGCGGCUGCAGGAGGCGGAGCUGCGGCGGGUGGAGGAGGAGAAGGAGCGCGCCCUGGGGCUGCAGCGGAAGGAGCGGCAGCUGCGCCAGCGCCUGCUGAGCAUCCUGCUGAGCAAGAAGGUGGGCGACCCGCAGGCGCAGGACGAGCCGGGCGUGGCGCCCGCGGACCUGCUGCAGCCCGUGCUGGACAUCCUGCACUCGGUGUCGGCCGGCUGCGUGAGCGCCGCCUCCUCGCAUCUCCUGGGGCGCCCGCUGCCCCCCAGCACCCCGAAGGAGGCCCCGCCGCAGCCCGAGCCGGAGGGCGCGCCCAGAAACGUGAAUGGGAGCGUGGCCGGCGACGCUCCGGGCAGGGACCCGCAGCCCCCUCACCCGGCCGCCCCCGACGGCGCGUCGCCCGAGAAGCGGUGCCCGGCCGUCCUGUCCUGCAUCCCCGACAACAACCAGCAGCCCAAGGGCGCCCCUGCGCCCUGCGAGCCGGCGCCCCGGAAGGACGUCCUGUCGGAGCAAGACAAGUGCAACCGGGAGCCCAGCCGCGGCCGGGGCCGGGCCGGCGGGGACCCGGGCGGCGAGGACCGGCCCCAGCGGGAGCGCAGCCGGUCGCGCCGCGGCAGCCGCGAGGAGGGGAGGCCGCGGAAGGAGCGCCGGUCCCACCGGAAGCGCUCGCACCAGGACCGCCCCCCGCGGCGCAGCGCCAGCCCCGGCCACGCCCACUCCCGGAAGUCGCGCAGCCGGGAGCGCGCCGCCCGCAGGGCCCGGAGCCGCGACCGCCGGGCGGGCUCCAGCCGGAAGCGCAGCCGCCGCCGCCACAGCCAGAGGUCGCGCUCGGGGUCCCCGGGUCGCAGCCGCAGCUCCUGGGACAGGUAA